Molecule: messenger RNA, 1427 nt
Organism: Nerophis ophidion (straightnose pipefish)
Lineage: Eukaryota; Metazoa; Chordata; Actinopteri; Syngnathiformes; Syngnathidae
Product: ADP-ribosylation factor-like protein 6
Exons: 8
Coding region: 374-985 (203 amino acids)
Biological process (GO): protein localization to cilium; cilium assembly; vesicle-mediated transport
Cellular component (GO): cytoplasm; axoneme
Molecular function (GO): GTP binding; GTPase activity
Source: RefSeq, a predicted model, not a curated record
AUCCCCCACUCCUCAAUAAUUCAGUCACAAGCAGGAUCCUCACAGGAAUGAGGCAAAAUUUCAUCCAGACCCACUGUAUGAUAUAACCAGACGUUUUUUUUCUUGAACGGCUCUUUUUGUACGGAACAGCUGGUAAAGAUCCAUCUCCAGAUGAGCGUUGGACGGUGAAGAUUCCCUGGUAAGGUCACUUGCGGAUCUUAAUUCUUUCUAAUAGGAUUACCUGCUGCAAGCUGGGAGGCACAGGCGGCAUCUCAGCUUGUUGCUGUUCAGUCGUCACUGCAUGGAGCGCCACAAUCUCUAAAUAAAACCAAGCAUGUUUUAGUCCUGGUAAUCGGAGCAUUCAUAGGGUGAUGUGUAGGACUGACUGAGUUGAAUGGGGCUGCUGGAUAAACUGUCAGGCUGGCUGGGCCUGAGGAAGAAAGAAGUCAAUGUGUUGUGUUUGGGGCUGGACAACAGCGGCAAGACAACCAUCAUCAACCAGCUCAAGCCUGCCAACAAUUCUAAUCUUUUAGGCCCAUUCUCAGAGGAGUGGAAACAUGUUAGUCAGACACAGGCACAAGACAUAGUGCCCACAAUCGGGUUCAAUAUUGAAAAGUUCAAGAGUUCAAGCCUUUCCCUCACCGUAAUGGACAUGUCUGGCCAGAGCAGAUACAGAAACCUGUGGGAGCACUAUUAUAAAGAAAGCCAUGCCAUCAUAUUUGUCAUCGACAGCAGUGACAAGCUGAGGAUGGUUGUUGCCAAAGAGGAGCUCGAUACUCUUCUCAAGCAUGGAGACAUGUGCAGUAAAAAGCUGCCUGUGUUGUUCUUUGCAAACAAGAUGGAUCUACGAGAGGCCAUGUCUUCUGUCAAGGUCUCCCAGAUGUUGUGUUUGGAGAAUAUCAAAGACAAACCGUGGCACAUCUGUGCCAGCAAUGCCAUAGAAGGAGAGGGACUGCAGGAAGGAAUGGACUGGCUUCAAGGUCAUAUCAAAACAAUGAGCACAUGAAUGAAUGAAGAGCAGUGGGAUGCUGGGACUUCAUCGGAGGGAUUUUAUCAAGCUUUAUGUUCAAAGGCCAUGAAAGCAAACUAGAAGAUUUACAUUUUGGUAUUUUCUACACGUCAAUAGUCUUGUUGUAUCUUGCUUAACAUUAUUGUGUGUAUAAGAUUGAUUAUUAUUAUCAUUUUCAAGGACAUUAAGUGCAGCAAUCAUUCCACAUAAACAUGUACCUUUUAUUUGUGAGCAUGUUUUUUUUCUUUGCCAUGUAUACAAAUUAUGCUUUUUAAUUUUUUAUAAAUUAAAUAAUGUUUUAUGACAGAGAACAAUACAAGUUUGGUACAGAUUUUAUUAUUAUUUUCCAGUUAGAAGUCAGUUAAUAUUGCAACUAUAAAUGUCAAACAUUUUAACCAAAAAUGGGUGGGAAAGAAAACUACACACAAACUUGAUAAAA